Leucoraja erinaceus (little skate) is the source of this 3448-nucleotide messenger RNA. It is a transcript of the gene enpep, whose product is annotated as glutamyl aminopeptidase. The transcript has 20 exons. Lineage: Eukaryota; Metazoa; Chordata; Chondrichthyes; Rajiformes; Rajidae. The coding region runs from base 237 to 3077 and encodes 946 amino acids. The record is from RefSeq and is a predicted model, not a curated record. Gene Ontology annotation, biological process: peptide catabolic process; proteolysis. Gene Ontology annotation, molecular function: peptide binding; zinc ion binding; metalloaminopeptidase activity. Gene Ontology annotation, cellular component: cytoplasm.
AGCUGAGCUUCUCCUCACUAAUUAACCCGCCGCCGUUUCAUAUUUAACCCACUGGAAGACAUCCCACUACGUGCAGUACGAACUGGGACGCCGUUCCUUCAGGACACCAAACUUUUUCUUUCUUCUUUCUUCCUUCCCCUUCCCACUUCCCGCGCGUUACGGGGGUCGGUCGCUGAUAUAUAUACAUAUAUAUAUUAUUUUGCCGCCGUGCCAACCCGUGGGGCGGCCAGCAAAUCAUGCAGCGUAUCGACUACGACGAGGGGGAGCGUAAGGAAAGAUGCUUCCAAUGCAAGUACAUCGCCAUCGUCCUGUGCGGGGUAGUGGUGGCUGUGGGCCUGGCCGUGGGGCUGGGUGUGGGGCUGAGCGGCCGCACUAACGUGUGCGAUGAGGAGACGGUGACCACCCCGGCCAGCCCAGGCAGCACCCAGCAGCCGCCGGCCACCGACUACUGCCCUCCCCACGCCGACCCGGACGGGCCGUGGAGCAACUUUCGGCUGCCGGACUACAUCGAGCCGAAGCACUACCAGCUGGAGCUCAAGCCCGACAUGGAGGGAGGCUUCUACACCGGCACGGUGGUCGUCCACAUCCACACCACCCGGCCCACCAAGUACAUUUGGCUGCACACCAAGGAAGGCAGACUGACCGCGCUGCCCACCCUCAGUCGCGGCGGCGGCGGCAGCCUGGCUUCGCCCACCCCUCUCGCCUUGCGCCGCUGCUUCGAGUACAGAGCCCACCAGUACCUGGUGGUUGAAGCCGAGGAGGAACUGCCCGCCACCCCCGCCGGCCACGAGUAUCUGCUCACUCUGCACUUCCACAGCAGUCUGCUGGGAUCACUGGUCGGCUUCUACAAGACCACAUACGUGGAAAACAGCAUUGUCAAGAGCAUUGCGGCUACGGACCAUGAACCAACAGAUGCACGGAAAACGUUUCCAUGUUUCGAUGAACCCAAUAAGAAAGCAACAUACACCAUCUCUUUAAUACACAGGCCACCGUAUAAAGUGCUUUCAAACAUGCCUGUUGAGAAAGAAGAACCGGUUGGUGACCUGAAAAAAACUACAUUCCAAAAAUCUGUUCCAAUGAGUACAUACUUGGUUUGUUUUGCUGUUCAUCAAUUUGAUUACAUAGAAAAAAAAUCAUCGCGAGGAAUCCCUCUUAGAAUCUAUGUUCAACCUAAACAACGCCAUACAGCAGAGUUUGCAGCAAAUACCACCAAAUUAAUAUUUGACUACUAUGAAACGUAUUUUAAUUUUAAUUAUUCUCUACCAAAACUAGAUAUGAUUGCUAUCCCUGACUUUGGGACGGGUGCAAUGGAAAACUGGGGCCUGGUCACCUACCGAGAGACGAACCUGCUAUUUGAUGCAAAGGAAUCUUCCUCCUACAAUCAGCAACGGGUUGCUUCAGUUAUUGCCCAUGAACUUGUUCAUCAGUGGUUUGGAAACCUUGUCACAAUGGAUUGGUGGGAUGAUUUGUGGCUGAAUGAAGGAUUUGCUAGUUAUUUCGAGUAUAUUGGAGUGAAUUCAGCUAUGCCUGAUUGGUUAAUGUUAGAUCAGAUUCUUACAGAUGAUGUCUUGUCCGUAAUGGCCGACGAUGCUUUGUUAUCAUCCCAUCCAAUCAUUGUUACUGUAUCAACCCCAGCAGAAAUCACGUCUGUAUUUGAUGGCAUAUCAUAUAGUAAGGGUGCGUCAAUUCUACGUAUGCUGCGUAACUGGAUAACUCCAGAAAAAUUCCAGAAGGGAUGCCAGAAAUACCUCCAUGAUCAUCAGUAUCAAAAUGCAAAAACAGAUGACUUUUGGGAAGCCCUGGCUCAGGUCAGCGGUGAACCAGUGAAAGAAGUGAUGGAUACAUGGACACGACAAAUGGGUUUCCCUGUGCUGAGUCUUGGUUCAAAUGCAAUUCUUACACAGAAACGCUUCCUGUUGGAUGUAAACGCAAAUCCAACUGAACCUCCCUCAUAUCUGAACUACCGAUGGAACAUUCCCAUACAAUGGCACGCACUGGAUGGGAAAAAUGGAACUUUACUUUUCAACAUGUCGAAUGAAGCAGAAACUAUCUAUCAGCCACCUAAUGACAUCCUAAAAGUAAACACGGAUCAUGUUGGCUUCUUUCGUGUUCAGUAUGAAGAAACAGCCUGGGAAAGCAUCAUCAAUGAACUACAGAACAACCACACUAAAUUUUCAAGCACUGAUCGUACAGGAUUUAUUGAUGACACAUUUUCACUUGCAAGGGCAACCCUGCUAAACUAUUCUGUGGCUUUAAACAUGACAAAAUAUCUAAGCAAAGAAGAAGAUUAUUUACCUUGGUCAAAAGCCAUUUCAUCGAUUGCAUAUAUUCGGGACAUGCUAGAAGAUGAUUAUAAUCUUUACCCAAAAUUCCAGAUGUAUUGGAGAAACCAGGUGAAGCCCAUUGCAAGUACACUUGGUUGGAAUGAUUCAAACACCCAUUUAAACAGGUUAUUAAGGGAAGAUGUUCUGGGGCUUGCAUGCCGCAUGGGAGAUACUGAAGCAUUGAACAAUGCAACCAGCUUAUUUGAAGAAUGGUUGGUAGGAAAAAGUAUUGCACCUAAUCUGCGACUGAUUGUGUACCGUUAUGGAAUGCAACGAAUUGGGAAUCAGACUUUGUGGGAAUACAUGUUUAAGAUGUACCAGGAAACGCCCCUUGCUCAGGAGAAGGACAAGCUUCUGUACGGGUUGGCUUCAGUGGAAGAUGUACAACUUUUGGACAGGUUCUUAAAAUAUCUAAAGAAUGAAAGUCUAAUAAAGAGUCAGGAUGUGUUUACUAUAAUCCGGUACAUUUCAUACAAUAAGUACGGAAAAACGAUGGCAUGGGAUUGGACACGACUCAACUGGGAAUACUUAGUGCAAAGAUACACAAUCACUAGUAGAAAUCUUGGACGACUGAUAUUGAGAAUAACAAGUUCAUUUAACACUGAACUCAGUUUGUGGCAGAUGAAAGACUUCUUUGCAAAAUAUCCAGAAGCUGGAGCCGGAGAAAUCCCUCGCAAACAAGCUCUUGAAACUGUGCAGACAAAUAUAGAUUGGUUAAACACCAACAAGAAAGAUAUAGAUAAAUGGCUGUAGAGCAAUUCCUAAAAUUGUAAGGAUAUUGCAAAUCUUCGGUGGAAACACAAUCAUCCCUGUGAAAGCUGAAUGCAAGGAAAUUUGCAGCAGCAGUGUUUGAGUCCAGUGUCAAUAUUUGUAUUAUUUUUUGAAAGUUUUUAGGAAAUUACGGUUUAAAAAUUAUAUUUUAAUUGUGGUCAGGUAGUUUGUGCUACCAUUCGGGGCUGCCUUUCGUUUUCUUCAUACAAUCAUUGUGCCUUAUGAUGACAUUGUUUACAAUACAAUCAAUUAAACUGGGAUAAGCCACACAUUGCCAUUAUUGCAUCACAUACAAUAUGAGAACUACUGUUAUAAAGAGGAAAAAAUAAAAUAAAACGUGAACAUUUUAGAAA